Molecule: messenger RNA, 765 nt
Organism: Gaeumannomyces tritici R3-111a-1
Lineage: Eukaryota; Fungi; Ascomycota; Sordariomycetes; Magnaporthales; Magnaporthaceae
Exons: 2
Coding region: 1-765 (254 amino acids)
Source: RefSeq, a predicted model, not a curated record
AUGGUCCAUUGUCGCGGGAGCACCAGACAUGCGGCGGAGUGGCGAUGGCUGUUGCACGCCACUCCGCCGCGGCCCGACUUGCUGGGUUGCACCAGGUUGAAUAUCUGGACAAUUCCCGAUGCUAGGAGGGUAACAUUGAGAGGUGAUGAUGAAAAGGCUAGAGACCAGUAUCAGCACGGCGAGAUGGUGUGGUUCUUAUGUGCACGACCGCAGCGGAUGGCGUUCCAACAUACAAACUGCAGCACAAAAACGCCUCGCAUUGUGGUGCCGCCCAGAGCCGCUAGGGAGGGCCUCAAUGGUCCGCCAGAGGCCCUCUCGGUGCCUGUCUGCCUUCCUUCUUCCCCGUUCUUCCUGCUUCGCCCGCGGCAGCCAACCACAGGCCGCCGCGACCGACAUGGGGGAUUGAGGCCCUCAUGCAGGCCACCAACAGGGCUUAGCCGAGACCCAAUGACUGGACAGGAGCGCGCGCGGCACACAAACCGAGAGGCCCCCGCGAUGGGUGCUUGGCAGCGAUGGCUCGUCGAUGCACGUUCCCGGGAGGCCCAGCAGUCCCGCGUGCUCUCGCAGGCAGGAUUCAUGCAACAUGUGUCGUAUGAGCACACAAGUCCCAAAACGGACGGCGUGAUAUCACUGCAGCCUGUAUUUCUGCUUUUGGCAACCGCUACGUUUCCCAAGUGCCAGGUCGCGUUGCUGCGCAACUGCGCGCUCACGUACAAAACAGAAUGCAUGGCAAGCAGCCUUGAUUUGCCGGGCGUGGCUCUAUAG